AAUAUCAAUACACUCUCUACUACUCUCUCGCUAGCCACACUCUAAUUCACUAUCCAACAAUCAACCAACUUAUAAAAAUUCAGCCCACUUUCAUUUAAUUCUCUCUCAAUUACAAUUACUUCCUCUCAUCAUCAUCAUCGCCUUCUCCGUCCACAAUUCCAACCUUAUUAGCAGCAUACAUGUUCUCUUCCACCUCUCUCCUUCUCUACUCUUAAGCAUAUUCUUUGUUUGUUUCUCUGUUUCUGCAUCAUUUUUUAUAAUCUCAAACUGUAACAUAAUUUCAAACUGUGAUAACAAAGAAUGGUGUGGUUCAAAGAUGAUGGUAUGGUGUAUAAGCCACUGGAAGAACUCGAUUUUAGUCCUACCAGCAAUGAAACGUACAUUAAAUCGCAUGUCAAAGCUCCUCGUAUGACUGGGAUUAUCAUUAAGAUCUUUACAUGGCUUUUGGAAAUAAGGGGUUUUGGUUCUUCUGUCUUGUAUAUAUUGAAGAGAGACAACCUUAUUCACAAGCUUGUCUCUUUCGCAAAGUUGAAGGAGCCACCUGCAUUUGUACCCUCUUAUCCUUGGAACGAUCUCAAUGAGCAAGAAGUAAAGUCGAUCCGACCUGAUUUAUCCCCUCUUCAGCAAGUUGAAGAAACCAUGGACUGCUUUCCUUCAUGGGAAAAGGCAAUACUAAACUCUGAAUGUAGUUUUCGGCGUUGGACUAUUCAAGAUUAUUCAAGGUCUUACGCUUCAGGAGAAACAACUCCUCUAACGGUAGCCAAGCGUCUUCUUGCUGUUAUUCAAGAAUCUUCUAUGCCCCCCUUACGAAUGUCAUUCUUUAUCAACUACAAUGCUGAGGAUAUUCUAAAGCAAGCUACUGAGUCAACUCUUCGGUAUCAAAACGGUAAACCAUUGUCAAUUCUGGAUGGCGUACCAAUUGCAGUUAAAGAUGAAAUAGACUGCUUGCCAUAUCCAACUACGGGAGGUACCAAAUGGAUGCACAAAAUUAGACCAUGUAUAGAGGAUGCAUGUUGUGUGAAGCACCUAAGAUCAUGUGGUGCCAUAAUUAUUGGAAAAAGCAACAUGCACGAGCUUGGUGUUGGAACAAGUGGCAUCAAUCCCCAUUAUGGGGCUGCUAGGAAUCCUUAUGAUAUCAAUAAGAUCUCCGGUGGUUCUUCUAGCGGAUCUGCCACACUGGUCUCUGCAGGAUUGUGUCCAGUUGCACUUGGUGUUGAUGGAGGAGGUUCUGUCCGUAUGCCUGCUGCUCUUUGUGGUGUUGUUGGUUUCAAACCAGGAUUCGGCCGUGUGUCUCAUUCAGGUGUUCUUCCUCUGAACUAUACAGUAGGAAUGGUUGGUGUAUUGGCAGCCACAGUUGAAGACGCAUUUAUUAUAAUAUUACGCUUAUUCAGUUAUGCAGCUAUAAGCAGCAACAGUCUGUCAGAUCACCCCGUUUCUUUACAGCCUAAAGUAGAUUUCCCACUUUUGAAGUUUACGAACUCAAUUUCUAAUAUCAAAAUGGCGAAGUAUGGGGAGUGGUUUAAUGAUUGCAAAGAUGAAAUAAAAAACUGCUGCUAUGAUGCCCUGGACUUGCUUAGCAAGACUUACGGGUGGAAGACUGUGGAGACAACCAUACCCGAAAUUGAAGCGAUGCGUCUCGCACACUAUAUAACAAUUGGUUGUGAAUGUAAUGCUUCACUGAACUCUCAUUCAGAGAAGAUUAAGCGUUCAGAGUUAGGUUGGGACGCAAGGGUAGCACUUACUGUAUAUGCCUCAUUUAGCAGCGGAGAGUAUUUGAAUGCCCAGCGAGUUAGAAAUCGUCAUAUGCAAAUUUAUGCGAAGAUCUUUAAGUCUGCCGAUGUAAUUGUCACGCCUACAACAGGUGUCACAGCAUAUCCAAUUACAAAAACUGCUAUAAAAUAUGGCGAGUUUGACUACCAUAACGGAGCUGCACUUGUACGGUAUCAAAUACUGGGGAACUUUCUUGGACUGCCUGCGGUGACAGUUCCGGUCGGAUAUGACAAAUUUGGGAUGCCAAUUGGUUUGCAAUUCAUUGGGAGACCACAUUCUGAAGCGACUUUAAUCCAUAUAGCUUUCGCGAUGCAGAGUUUGUGCAUCUCAAGCUACAGAAAACCACAGGUUUUCUAUGAUUUGCUUGGUAAAGAUGCAGUACGAGGACCAACAAUAAUGGAAGGACAUCAAAACAUGCUUAUGAUGCCUUCAACUUGAUUUACUUGGUUAUGCAAUUCAAUCAGUGUAAAGAGAGAACUUAUACUUUGGUUAGUCUUUGGCGUUUGCAGCAUUGGUGGCUUAUAUAUAAUUCCUACGCCAUAUCUAGCUGGUUAGUACACAGGAAUAAGUACUUGAAAUUUUGAAUUUCUAAAAACUUCACACGGCACUUUUGUUAUUUCAUUCUUCAACUGGCAGUUUUUCUUGUCCUUCAGAGUUUAGACAUCGAUAAAAAAAAUAUUGAUCCAUUAUCCUCGACUGUUUGUGCUAUGAAUUGAGGUUUUAACCAAAGAGGAGAAGAGAUUUAGCAACA
Molecule: messenger RNA, 2521 nt
Organism: Papaver somniferum (opium poppy)
Lineage: Eukaryota; Viridiplantae; Streptophyta; Magnoliopsida; Ranunculales; Papaveraceae
Product: fatty acid amide hydrolase-like
Exons: 20
Coding region: 301-2208 (635 amino acids)
Molecular function (GO): catalytic activity
Source: RefSeq, a predicted model, not a curated record